This is a messenger RNA of Ctenopharyngodon idella (grass carp), 6377 nucleotides long. It is a transcript of the gene pdzd8, whose product is annotated as PDZ domain containing 8. Gene Ontology annotation, biological process: mitochondrial calcium ion homeostasis. Gene Ontology annotation, cellular component: mitochondria-associated endoplasmic reticulum membrane contact site. The record is from RefSeq and is a predicted model, not a curated record. Bases 425 to 3964 code for a protein of 1179 amino acids. The transcript has 5 exons. Gene Ontology annotation, molecular function: protein binding; lipid binding. Lineage: Eukaryota; Metazoa; Chordata; Actinopteri; Cypriniformes; Xenocyprididae.
CACUUCCAUCCAGCUGUAAACCUACUUUUGGUUCCCUCUUUAUGAUAUUCGUCAGUCCAAAACAUCUUUGCAAAUAGUCUGUAUAAUGUAAAAAUGAAUGAACAUUUAUUAAAUUGUCUAGAUAAGAAAAACAUUUAAUAUUUAAUAUUUAGCUUAAAACGUUAAGAGUACAUGUUUCUGUUGUCGAUUUUUAUGCAUUAUUUGUCGCGAUCACAGCCCGGCAGAUGACGUCAUGACGCAGGACUUCCAGCGCGUUGACGCGAUGAUACGUUCCUCCAAUCAGCGGCAGUUUCCGAAGCCCAGGAAAGGAGCAGAUGAUAUGGCAGCUUUGUGAGCGGCCAGGUGGAACUCGCUUUUGUUUAAUCGGGCUGACAGCGGAACAUGAGUACAGUUUAACCCGCACACCGCAGCGGGGGAUCCGAAAAUGAUAUACCUAAUAUUAAUUUCUGCCUUCUCCGGGGCCAUCGUCACGCUCCUUCUGCAGCUCUUACUGUUGUACCGGAGGAGCCCUGAGCCUGUCGCUAGGACAGUUCAAUAUGUCAAAGCAGUUCCUGAUCCUGCACUGAAGGAUUACUUUAGCAACCAACAAGGCGAAUCAACGCAGCAACAACCGGAUAUCCCAUCUUUUGCCUCCAAACAACCGGAGGCCGCUUCUCCCAGGCAGCAAGAGACCACCGUCCCCGGCAGCAGCCCCAAACAGCAGCCGUCUUCGCCACCGCCUUCCCUGAGCGACUCUCAGCACACCUCCAAAGCAGAGACAUGCGAUUUCCUCAAUGCCAUAUUUCUGUUCUUAUUCCGCGAGCUCCGAGACACCCCAGUCGUCAGGCACUGGAUCACCAAAAAGAUCAAGGUAGAGUUUGAGGAGCUCCUCCAGACCAAGACCGCCGGGCGUCUGCUGGAGGGGCUCAGUCUGCGGGAUUUCUCCCUGGGAAACUCGGUACCCGUUUUCAAAACAGCCAGACUCAUGAAACCCGUGGCUCUCAAUGAAGACAACAUGCCAGAGGAGCUCAAUUUCGAGGUUGACCUAGAAUAUAACGGCGGCUUUCAUCUGGCCAUUGAUGUCGAUUUGGUAUUCGGGAAAUCGGCUUAUCUGUUUGUGAAGAUGACCCGGGUGGCAGGCCGCCUGAAGCUGCAGUUCACCCGCAUGCCUUUCACGCACUGGUCCUUCUCGUUCCUGGAGGACCCGCUCAUAGACUUCGAGGUGAAGUCUCAAUUUGAGGGCCGUCCUCUGCCCCAGCUCACCUCCAUCAUAGUCAACCAGCUCAAGAGAGUUAUCAAGAAGAAGCACACUUUACCAAACUACAAAAUAAGGUACAAGCCCUUUUUUCCUUUCCAAGUGCAGCCACCACUGGCGUCAUCAUGUGACCUGGAUAUCUCCAUCCGAGACACACUAUUGGUGGAGGGGCGUCUACGUGUCACACUUGUUGAAUGUAGCAGGUUGUUUAUCCUGGGCUCAUAUGAAAGGGAAACAUAUGUUCACUGCACCUUAGAGCUCAGCUCUGACGAGUGGCGGGAAAAAACUCGCAGCUCCAUCAAAGAGACAGAGGUGAUCAAAGGACCAUCUGGCAGCGUGGGGAUGACUUUCAGGCAUGUUCCGGCCAGUGAUGGUGACACGGUGCAUGUGAGCAUAGAGACCAUCACCCCAAACUCCCCAGCUGCCCUGGCGGACUUACAGAGAGGAGAUCGCCUCAUUGCUAUUGGAGGAGUCAAAGUGACGUCCUCUGUCCAAGUGCCGAAACUGCUGAAACAAGCUGGAGAGAGAGUGAUAGUGUUAUAUGAGAGGCCGGUCCGUCACCAGGUGCCUGCUGUGGGCUUGGGGACACUCCAAGAACCCCUUGGCCCAAUGGAGGAGCCAAGCUAUCUUCCUCAGCCUGGGGGCUACGAGGAGGACCCAGCCCCAAUAACCACCAUGGACAUAUCUGAUAACAGAGACAAUGACUCUGAGUUUGAGGAGCUGAUCGUUGAAUCCAAAUCAACUGCAGCUCCAGUCACUGUUGACACUAAGGAGGAUUUCCUGCUCUCUGUAAACCAAAGUCCCAAAAAAACUGUGGCCAACCUGGCCAAGCCCCUUGGUUCCAUCUCGCCAAUUCUCAACCGCAGGCUGAACCUUCAGUCCCCACUCAAACCCCAGCCCAAAGAAUCACCAAAGCCGCCAAAUGUCAAGACUGCUGAACCCUCUGAACAGCCACAGAGACCAACUGUGCCCCCUCCUCCACCACCUGCACGCCCUCCUGUUCCUCCUAGACCACAUAUAAAAGUCACAUCUGCCUCCUCAGAAACCCAAAGCCUGGUAGAAGGUAAUGAACCUGCAGUGGAAAAAAGUCCAGAGAAAACGCAACCCAUUACUGGCAAUGGCGAAAAACCAUUAGAAAAAAUCCCUGUUAAGUCACCAGAGUCGAGGCCUGUGAGCAAGCACCCAGAGCCCACAGAGGAAAUCCUAAAUAUUCCAGCCACAAACAAACAAGAUUCAGCCAAAGACAAGAUAUCUGAGAGCUCCUCCAACACUAGGGACAGUGUAGACGAGCAGGGUCUCUGGGAAUCAUCGGAGACUAUGUACCGCAGCAGAACUGCUCGCUGGAACAAAGCCUCUAUGGUCUUUGAAGUGGAAAACAACCACAAAUUCCUCAAUGUAGCACUUUGGUGCAAGAACCCCUUCAAGCUCGGUAGUCUCUUGUGCUUAGGGCAUGUCAGCUUGCGCUUGGAACACAUAGCACUGGAAUGCUUAUCUACGUCAUCUGCGGAAUAUCAGAGUACCUUUCGUCUGUGUGCUCCUGAACCAAGGGCCAGCGUCAGCCGUACCGCUUUGCGCAGCUUGAGCACUCACAAAGGUUUCAACGAGAAACUCUGCUUUGGAGAUGUUACACUCAACUUCACUUACCUGGCAGAUGGGGAGUCAGAUCUGUCCAGUGGACUUAUAGAGCGUGAGCGGGAAGGGAUUCUUCAGGAAGAGGACUUGAAAGACCGGGAAAAGGAACGGGAGCAGGUGCUCGUGGUAACCCGGGAUGAACAGAGUUACAGCGGCAUGCAAAUAGGAGAGAUGCGGCACAAUUUUCAAGACACUCAGUUCCAGAAUCCCACUUGGUGCGAGUAUUGCAAGAAGAAGGUGUGGACCAAAGCUGCCUCGCAGUGCAUGACCUGUUCUUAUGUUUGUCACAAGAAGUGUCAAGAGAAGUGCCUAACAGAGCACCCUUACUGCGUAGCCGCGUCAGACCGGCGUGGGGCAGAUCCUGAGGCAAAGUCCACCAUUAAUCGGGCAACUACUGGCCUUACACGUCACAUUAUCAACACUAGCUCUCGACUUCUCAAUCUGAGGCAGGUGCCCAAAACCAGACUUCCAGAACAGGUUGCAGAAAUAGGAUCAGGGGUGGUGGAACCUUCUCCGAAACACACGCCUAACACAUCUGACAACGAGAGCAGUGACACAGAGACCUAUGCUGGGGGCAGUCCUUCCAAGCAGCCACCUGGUAGCGGUGGCUCCAAACUAGUGCGUAAAGAAGGUGGGCUAGAUGACAGCGUGUUCAUCGCCGUCAAAGAGAUUGGUCGAGAUCUUUACCGUGGCCUCCCAACAGAUGAGCGUUCGCAGAAACUGGAGUUUAUGUUGGACAAGUUGCAGCAGGAGAUUGACCAGGAGUUGGAGCAUAACAACUCUCUAAAUCUGGAAGAACGAGAGACGAUUGACUCACGACGCAAGGCCCUCAUCUCUGCAGCUCUGGCCAAGUCCGGUGAACGACUCCAAGCUUUGACUCUGCUCAUGAUUCACUACCGUGCUGGCAUCGAAGACCUAGAGUCUGUAGAAAGCACCUCACCAUCUGAACAGCAUGGCUUUCCGAAGGCGAAAGCCGAGGGUCUGGAGGACGCCCUGCUGGGCACAGAAGUGUACGACAGUGACAUUUGCAGUCCCGUUGAUGUUCAGAUGCUGGAUGAGAUUACGGAGGAACAGAUCUGUGUAGAGGCGUUGCCGUAAAGAUGACAAAAGGCAUCGGGGCUUGGGACUCAAGAACAAAGACUUUUUAUCAUGUAUGAUUUGGAUUAAGGUUGACCUGUGAGCGUUCCACAGGUGAUUGUGAGGUUUGCAAAAGUAUUCCUGAAUAUCACUGCAAUGUACUGUCAUUUGAAUUUUGUGAGAGUGUCAGUAGUUUACCAGAUUUUUUUUUUACAUUUUAAUUUUUUAAAAUAAAUAAUUCCCCCCAUCUUUAGUCUUUUAGUUGCAGUUGUAGAGGACAAAACCAUCAAUCUGAAUACGUUCAGCAGUAUUACAUAAAAUACGCAAAAUAUGAGUUCCCAUGACAUCUUGAUCAACCUGCCUUACCUGAAUGGUGUAGUCAAUUUUUUAAACAUAAGCUUCAAAAGGGAGAGUCAGUGUGAAGCAAGAUGAGCUUGAAUACGUAUUUUUAUUCAAACUUUGUGUAUUAGUACAGACUGAAUUAUAUACAUGUUUGCUGUUAGUGAUGUUCAUGGUUGGAAAUUCACCCUGCCUAGUGUGUUUUGAGCUUCAAGCCCCUCUGCCUUACACUAUAAACUACAAAAUGUAGAAAUAUACCUGAAAAACAGUCCGUAGAAGAUGAUGCCAUUCCCACCAACAUUGUCCUCUGAUAAGCACCUUUCCUCAUGUUACUUCACAGUUUUUACUAAUUUUAAAGCGUAUUUUUUGUUUGUUUUUGUUGAUUUUAAAAUGUUGAACUGAGAGGGAAUCUUGAUGUUAAUUAUACUGUUGGGGACCAUUCUUUAUCUAAUUUAUGUCACAAAGCCAUGUGACCUUUUUAUUUUGAGGGAGGGAUAUUUAUAUUGCAUACAUAUGUUUCAUAAUAUAUGUUUCCAUUAAUUGUCAAUAAUCUCAUUAUAUUUUAAUCUCACAAUUAACUUGCUUUGAGCCUUUGUGUUUUAAAAUGGUGGCAAUUUUUGUCAAACCUAUUUAACUUUUUAUCCACCAUCAGUUGGUCCGGGUGAAUGGUUGUUUGUGUGAAUGUGCCAGCCAGUUAAUUUUUGGUUUCCUUUAUGUAUUGUAAUAUUUAGUUUUGUUUUGAUGCAAGGAUAUUUUCAUUGUCUUGCAUCUGUGGGCAUGUUUUGGCACCUUUGAACGUUAAUUUUACAUGUGUACUAAUGAAUGUAUCUCCCAAACGAUUCACUUUACAUUCAUUAUUCCAUUCACCUCUCAAAACAACAUUUCUCAAAGUGUAAAACUACAUCAUUAAAAACUUUUUUUUUUUGUCAAUGCAUACAGUAUUCCCUAAUUCCCAAAGUUAAUGUGUAAAUUCAUUAACAGUUUGUAACAGUCUGCUGGGCUUAAAAGCUGUGAGUCUGGUUUGGCUUCUGUCUGUGUAUUUCAAGUUAGUUUUCAUUUAUUUUAUCUACCCUAAAUGGACUUGGAUUCGGUCCAUAUAUUUAUAUAUAUAUUUUUUCUGUCAUCACUCACAUUUUAUUAUUAUUUAAAUGUGGUUUACACAUGGACAUCUGUCAUUGGGUACAUGCAUUGCUGGAUCUUUUUUCCAGAAUUAAAGCUUUUCAGUAAAAACAAGGCCUUUAGGUGGCGAGGACAGAACUCCUAAUCUAAUCAACCUAGUCGUGCUGUCCCUAGUUAAUGUUUCUGCUGCUAUAACACCUAUACUAUCCACUGGGCCUGGAACAUAAUAACAUUUUUAAGAGUGGGUCCCCCUCACCCUAACCCAAUAAUUACGUUUCACCAUAGAGGACCUUAUUGGGCCCCCUUCUUCACAGGGCCUUGGACAACAUACCCAAAAGAAGUUUGUUACCACUCAAACCACAAAGGAACUUUUUCCUUUUGAAUCACUGGAAGGAAUAACAUCUAAAUGUUAAUACUAAAUUAGUCAUUAAAAACUAAAUCAGUCAUUAAAAUGACUAAGAAUCUUUUUUUUUUUUUUUUUGCUGCUGCUGCUGCUGUUAUCCUGUGCUUUUCAAAUUCAACACCACCAACAUGUGCUCUCAAAAUAUUGCUCCAAUUAUCUCUAUCACAAUGGAGGGUAAAAACAGUAAAAUAACAAGUAUAAAACAUCAUAUCCACCUUGGCAAGCUGUGGUUAAGCUUUUCUGGGAAAGCUGUUGUUCUUAUUGGAAGCUGUGUCAUGUUUUAAAGCGCUAUUGUAAAUGGGCUAGUAAUGUAGGUGACUUUAAACCAUGUCCUUUCUCCCUGAACUUAUAUAGUGCUCAACAUGUGGGUCCAUCCUUUCUUUUUGUUGUUGUUGAUGUUGUUGUUUUUGCUUUAUGUAAAUAUGAUUUUGUUCUUUUGUGAGUUUUAAUUACGGUGGAGGGCAUCCACUGACAAAGUGCACAGCUUUUAAAUUUGCUGCAAGACCUUUAUGCACUGACAUAUCAUAUUUGCUUAUGCACUUGAGAUAAAUAAAUUGUUAGAAAUAAAAAAAA